GACGAACUAAAUGAACGGUGAGCGGUAGCUUAGUUCAUUUGUUCAGUUUAAAAUCAGGUUAAAAAAGCAAUAAUAAAUAUACGAAAUUGGCUUGCACCAUGAGCGCACCAAGCAAUAAAAUGUCCGCAACGGAUCAGAUGCGGGCGAUGCUGGACCAAUUGAUGGGCACCACACGAAAUGGUGACGACGGACGCGGCCUCAAAUUUUCCGAUGCACGCGUCUGCAAAUCAUUUCUGCUGGACUGCUGCCCGCACGACAUACUGGCAUCCACGCGCAUGGAUCUCGGUGAGUGUCCCAAAGUGCAUGAUCUGGCUUUUCGUGCAGAUUACGAGAGUGCGAACAAGUCGCGUGACUAUUACUACGACAUCGAGGCUAUGGAGCACCUGCAGGCCUUCAUCGCGGACUGUGAUCGCCGCACAGACUCCGCCAAGCAGCGCCUGAAGGAGACGCAAGAGGAGCUCACGGCCGAGGUGGCGGAGAAGGCAAACGCGGUACAUUCACUGGCGGAGGAGAUUGGCAAAAAACUGGCCAAGGCCGAGGCACUCGGUGAAGCUGGUGAAGUGGAGGACAGCAUGGAGCUGAUGAAGGAGAUCGACGAGCUGCGCGGCAAGAAGAUCAAAGCCGAGCACGAAUACAGAACCUCAAUGCCAGCCUCAACCUACCAGCAACAGAAGCUGCGGGUGUGCGAGGUGUGCUCCGCCUAUUUGGGGAUACACGACAACGACAUUCGGCUGGCGGACCACUUUGGUGGUAAGUUGCAUCUUGGCUUUCUCACCAUACGCGAGAAGCUCAUCGAGCUGGAGAAGACAGCAGCGCCGCGCAAGGCCGAACUGAAGCGCUCGGGUAAGAUACCAGAUCGCGAAGAAGAUGGCCGCGGCCGGAAUCGCUACUUUGUAGGUGGACGUGAACUGGAUCGACGUUCGCGCGUCCAUCGCUCCCGCUCCAGAGAGCGCCAGCGGCAGCGAGACGCAGAGAAAUCAGACAGAUCGAAUGACAGGAGUGCCGACAGGGGAAGCAGCGCUCGAGAGGCAGAAAGUGAGCGAGGUAGUGCAGCCCAGUCACGGGGACGUGACAACGAUGGACGUGGCCCCAGUCGUGGCAGUGGGCCUGACCAAAGUAAUUCGCGUGAUCAUCGCGACAGGGAACGCGAUGUACGUCGGGACAGAGACCGCAGCACGCGCAACGACAGAGGACGAUUUGGCGGAGGUGGUGGUGGAGGUGGAGGUGGCGAUGGUGGCAGCAGAGGCGGUGGCGGAUUGUCGGAUCGUCGCAGUGACAGACGUCGCUCACGUUCCAGAGACCGUUCACCACGCAACGAUCGACGCAACAACUACAAUAAUAAUAAUAAUUUUGGCAACCGACGACGCUCCUUCUCCCGCGAACGCUAUCGUCGCUAGGGGCUGCUGACCUACGAACCGAGACAGAGGCGGAAUCCAGUUCCACACAUGGCUGAGUGUCCAGCGCACGUACGUAGCAAUAAUUACAAAACAAAAAAAAUACAAUAGAAAACACAACAGAAACGAAAUAAUAUAACUACAACUAAAACUAAAAGCUAUAGAACAGAAAAACAAAAGCAAAGUCAACUGAUUGCAUUAUUAUUUAAUUAAUAAAUGACUUGAAUACACAAUAGAUUCAGACAUUCAAAUAUUUUUGUAAAGUAAUAAUAUUAAUCCUUAUCUUUGAUUUUCAUCCGUGUAAACAGAAAAAUCAAAAACAUUACUUUGAGCUGAAACUCAGAGCCUAAUAAGUAAUUACUACAAUUAAUAUACUAGUUUCGACAACCGCCCCGGCAAGAGUUGAAUUGUAAAUGUGUACGGUACGUAGAGCCAGAGUCCCAACUAAACUACCACUACAUUUACAAUCCAAAACAAAAAAAACAAAAACAAAAUUUAAAAAAAAAAUACAAAAUUGAGCUAUUUAAUUUCUGUCAGCGCUGCUGCAGCUGUGGUGCGUAUUUGGACUGUAUUGUUGGCCCCGUUAGGGUAAGCCUAUUCUUUCACUCUAUCUCUCACUUAAAAAAUUGUAAAUUGUAACCUUUAAGCGUUUUCAACUUGAAGUCACUUUGCAGCCGUAAACGCUGGGUACGUAUUGAGUGCAAAUUAAAAACAAAAUCAAAACGUCCAACCUUUAAUGGUUUUUCGAAAUGUCUAGGGAUCUCGCUAAUUGCAGAGUGUAUGUGAUAGACAUGCCCGAUAUAUGCACAUGCAUAUAGUUUUUUGGUACGUAUUCGUCAUCUGAACCUAAACCGCCCCGAUGAUUAUUCAUUGGGAUUGCUUGUGUAUGUGUUGUUUUGGGUAUGUAUGCAUAUAUUGUUAUAAUCGUUAGAAUAUUAAAUACAUAGCGACAAAUUUUGGGUACGUAUGCGUCAAGCUGCAGCUGUAAAUGGAUUGUAGGGGUUCGUUCGAUGAGCACAUUUAACGUACGUAUUUCACAACAACAACAACAAAUCAAAAUUUUUGUAUUAAAAUCUCUCGUAACGGUUCAUGCAUACAUAUAACAACAAAAUUUCCAUAUUUGACUUAAUCUCUUUCUCAAAAUAAAGUUAUUAUGCCUAACGUACACAGAAAUGAUGCUGGCUAACCAAACUGGCUUAGUAUGUGAGUAUUUGGGCAUCAUCUAUUCUUCAAAAACGUAAAUUAAACAAUUAAUCCUCAAAAGUUAAACUGGGUGGCUCUUCUAUCGUUGUUUCUUUUAACAGCAUUUAAAGAGACGUUGAUUUUUAGUAUGGGAUUGAAGUUUAAUGAGUAAAGAUACGGCAUGGGGCAAAAGGGCCAUCAGUUUUGUGGGACACUUACAUAUAUGUAGGUAAGAUUUAUGCAAACAAUCUCUAAACUUUUCAUUUUGAAUUUUUAAACCUAAUUAUAUGUUUAAUAACCAUAUUGGACGUAAGCAGAUUUGUAAAAAUUUCACAUUUGUAACUUACUAUAACGCCAAAUAAAAUUUGUUUUUGGGUUCUACGCUAAUCAUUUUUAUAUUGGGAAAUUUUAAUAAUCGGUGCUUCACUGGAAGGAUAUACCUUGAUCUAAGGUGGGUCAAGAUGAACAAUGGGAACCAGCAACUGAUAUUAAUUUAGGAGCUUACUUCCUGGUGAGCUCCAAGAUAAAUGACGCACAUAGAUGUAAAUCAAUCUUUUGUGCAUGUCGCAAGUUAACAAUAAAAUUUAAAGAUUUUAAACUGAAUAAUUCUUGUAUCCCAAUUACAAUACAUAUUUAUCUUAGAUAUUUACAAUA
Drosophila grimshawi is the source of this 3230-nucleotide messenger RNA. RefSeq names its product putative RNA-binding protein Luc7-like 1. Bases 99 to 1397 code for a protein of 432 amino acids. The record is from RefSeq and is a predicted model, not a curated record. Gene Ontology annotation, molecular function: mRNA binding. The transcript has 2 exons. Gene Ontology annotation, biological process: mRNA splice site recognition. Lineage: Eukaryota; Metazoa; Arthropoda; Insecta; Diptera; Drosophilidae. Gene Ontology annotation, cellular component: U2-type prespliceosome; U1 snRNP.